Molecule: messenger RNA, 4546 nt
Organism: Klebsormidium nitens
Lineage: Eukaryota; Viridiplantae; Streptophyta; Klebsormidiophyceae; Klebsormidiales; Klebsormidiaceae
Source: the annotation of a GenBank genome assembly
AUGCGGGAAAUGGAGGAUGAGGAGGAGGGGUUCCAAAGCCUGGUUAAGCAGAUGCAGAGCCAGCAGAAGAAGCCUCCAAGUGCGCCAGCCCCACCUUCCACGCCAAAGGGGCCGGACCCCUACGCAGAGUUUUCCGCCCUUCUCGAUUACCAGGACCAAAAUGAUGGUUUGCUACCGCCCUCCAGAAACCCUCGCCCUGCUACCCCCUCCCCUAACACCCCCCGGCCAGUCGAACCGGUCAAGCCCCGGGUUAUCUCCAGAGCAGGAGCAAAGAUAGCCGGUCUUUCCGGGCUGAAAGUGCCUACACCGAGACCCGUUAUAAAGAAAGGGGCAUACAGUGUUGAUUUUUCUACUUACGAUGAACCGAUUGUGAAGAUUGGGGUACCGACUCCUGUUACCCCUUUGGGGGGGGCGACAGAGUAUAAGCUGGGGGACAGCGGGGCAGUGCAAGUUACCCCCCAGGGCGACUUUCCGGUGCGUUUGAAGGGGCAUAAAAUGCCCAAGCGGGGGGCGGCAGCAAAGAAACCGGACGUGAAUCUUGAGGCGCCUGUAGAAGUGCCAGCUGUAGCAUACGAUACGCCUAGCCAGGCGGAGACGGAAAGUGAAAGUGCGUCAGGGCUUGCUGCACUCCAGGCUGGGGGCCUGGGUUCCGCUAACCCAAAAGCGAACCAAGAUCUAACCUUGGAGAGCUUCGUGCCAGGUAGGGGAAAGGAGUACACACUCUCAGAGGAGGGCUCAGACGUCUCGAUCGCGUCUGCGAGCAGUUUCCCAGUCCGGACAAAGUCGCAUCGGGAGCCCAAGGGGGGGUACUCCACAGGGGCGGACUUGGUGGAGGAGAAGAAGCCUGAGCCGAAGAAGCCAACAAAGCGGGUUCCGAGUUAUCAGGAGCUGGUUAGCGGCACCACCAAGAUCGCCGACCCCACCAUCCAGGCGGUUCCGAAACUGCCCGUCUUAGAAAGUAAGAUUGAGGAGGUUUCUGCGAGUCAACCAAGAACGGGUGUAGCGGAGCUGGGUGCUGACAUCAGCGGACCGCGGGUUUACACCCUGGGCGAAGACGAUGGGUCAGUUUCAGUGGAGCCUGCAGAAAGCAUCCCCGUCAGGUUAAAAGCAUUGAAGGUACGAAAGGUAGCGGGAAGUUCGUCUUCCGAAAACGAAAAGGAGAAGCCCAAGAAAGUGGCGCAGAGGGUGCCUGGGUUCCAGCUCCCUUCGGACGUCCGCGAAUCCGGGCUACUGAAAAAGAAAACCGCCAUGGGUGCAAGAAAGGAAAGCGACUUCCGUCCGGUAGCCGCUCCAAGGUCCGCUCCUGCUGAUCUUUCCGGGGGGAUAUUUGCCAAUGCAAAGCGGUUUCUGACGAGCCGUGGGGUGGCGGAUGCGGGCAGCGGCGCCGACGUUGCACAGCAGGCGGCCGAGCUCCGGGAAGCAAUGACGUCGGCGCUGACGUCAGCGCAGGCGGAAGUUUUGAAAAGAGCCAUCGCAGUGGUCGAGAGGAAGGCUUUGGCGGAGGCGCAGGGGGCGCUCAUUGUUCCGGUCGUGGAGGGGAAGAAGAAAGUAAAGGGGAAGAAAGAGCGGGCGCAGAUCACGGCGGCGUUUCCGAAGUGGAAGGAGGACUACGAGCGGGUGUGCAUCGACGCGGACUACACGCUGCGGCAGUUAGAUGGGCUCGCGGUGGAACUGGGACGGAGUCAGCAGAGCGAAGAGAACGAGAGGGGGCGGAGAAAGGGACGGGCGGAGAGGGCAGAUGAAGCUGCCAAAGUGCAUGAGGGUGAUGUCCGCAUGGCAACACCGGCUGUCGGCGGUCUGGAGAAGAACGAAAAGACCGCAAGGGCGGUGGAUUCGGCAACGAGUGACGCAGCAGGGGCGAGGGCGGAAGCAAGCCGGUCGGCAGGGGAUGAUGUCAGCACAGAAGCGCCGGCGGUGGUAGAAUCGCAGGAGUCUGGCGCGCUUGUAGUGGAGGACUUGAGCGCUGAGGAGCGGUCUGUCGAAGAGAAUGACGGUGUCGACUUGGGGACUGAGUUGGGGGAUGACGAGUUGCCGAACUGGGAGGACGAUCCUGAGGACAUUGAUCUGAGCGCCUACGAGAGCGACUCAGAUGACGAGCAACCCGAGGGGGAAGCGAAGCCCGAGUUUGAAGUCCGAUUGCCCCCCCCGCGAGCGGCUACUACCGAGUUCCGUGAAGACGAUGCGUACGCGACGUUUGCCGCCAUGCUUGGAGACGACGAAUCUGACAACGACGAAGAAGAUACGGAAUUAUUCAGGGAGGAAACUGCGUCGAGGUCAAAAGUAGAUGAAGCUGCGGAAGAGGGAAGUAGAGUCAACGAGUCUGAGAACGGGAUGAUCAGUCCAAGCGAUGAUGAUCUGGAAGAAUUAGAGUCGUCCGGCACUCCGGACACGCUUUCGGACGCUUCACCGUCUGCCGAGUCGUCCGAAGAGUCCGCUGAGCCGGCAGCCUGGGACCGGGAGCGUCUCAGCAGCCAGAUCUUUGAGUUGCUGCGGGGGACCACCGAGGGGGAGAAGAAGCAAUUUGGACGGGAGGCGCCGACUGUCCGAAGCAGCAGUGUCCGAGGGCCCGCUGAGCAGGGGACCCCGUCGCUGGCGACCCUGGAGAGUGUGUUGAGAAACGAGAAACGGUCGGACAGCGUUCGGACGUCCGUAGACUCCGUUCGGACGCCCACAGGUUCCGAUCGGACGCCUGAGGAUUCCGUUGGGACGCCCAUGGGUUCCGUUCGGACGCCUCCGGAAGCGGUUCGGACAGCGUCGGACGCGAGUGAGUGGUCGGAGGAGGUCCAGUCCGCAGUGGCCAAAGCGGAGGCGGAGCGGGAGAUGGCCCGGAAACGGCGGGCGCCGGACUACGGCACGUUCGAAGAGCUGCUGAAGGAAGAGGACGGGGUUAAAAGUGAGAAGCCCACUGCGAGCGCCCCGUCGUCAGAGGAGCUUGCUCGAGUGACGAGGCCCCCGACGCUGAAGGACCAGCGCGCCCCCUUCAUCCGAGACGCGAAGCCGCUCAAGCCAGCGGUUCCGACCAGAGGGCCUUCGGUUCCCUCCGCCGCAGACCCAAGCCUCGUGAAGAAACCGCGGUGGGUUAGGGUUUGGGAUGUCGACAACAGCGAAGUUGAAGACGCCACCGCAAAGGAGUGGGCACGGGCCGAGGCGCUCUGUCCGAACAAGGAGUCUGUUGAGGUCCUGGUCGUCAACCACAACUCGGGCGGCCUCCAAGUGCUCUUCGGAACGCUCCUGGGUUUCAUCCCCGCCUCCCAACUGAGCCUUGCGCGGCGCCCCCCCCGGUCACCGGAAUGGAUGACUCGGGCCUUAACCCCAAAAGAUUUGCGAAACCUGCCCCGCAGUGGAACGGCUCAGCGCACUCCCCUUGGGGGGGAGAAGCAGCAGAGCACUGUCGACAAAACGGCUCCCGUUGAUGUUCCGGACGAAAGCGCUGAUUCCGCUGGCGAAGACGAGGUCGACUACGUGACCAGCGGAAUCAUCCCGGAGACGGACGAACAGCUGGCGAUCGCCGCUCGCCAAGUACGCGCAUACCGAACGGCGCACCUCGCGUCUUUAGUUGGCCAGAGGCUGACCGUGAAGAUCAUCGUCGCCGACAGGGCGCAGAAGAAGCUCAUCUUUUCGGAACGAUCGAUCCUCUGGAAGGAGGGCCACGAGGAGGCCAUGAGCAAGCUGCUGGCGCGCAUCAAGAUCGGCGACAUUGUGCGCGGCACUGUCAAGGCGAUCAUGAAGUACGGUGCGUUCAUCGAAGUGGACGGCGCGUCGUGCCUGAUCCACAAGUCGGAGCUGGCAUGGGUCCAGCCGAAGCACCCGGGGGAGCUGCUGCAAUCCAACCAAGAAGUGGAAGCCGUUGUGGUGGGGGUCGACCGCGCAAUUGGGCGGGUCAACUGCUCUCUGAAACGGUUGCAGCCGGACCCCCUGACCGAGACGCUGGACUCGCUGGUGGAGCGCGCGCCCGCUGAGGGCGAGGAGAGCAUCCUGACAGAGAUGCCGGAGCUGGGUGACGUCAUCGCACUGCUGAAGGCGGCCCCGGGGGUCGGCGAGGUGCGCUUGGGACGCCGGUUCCGGGGGACUGCUUUCGCGCCGUCGUUCCAGAUCUUUUUGUCGGAAAAAGUGGACAACGGUUAUCGACUGUUGGCGCGCGUGGGUGUAGAAGUCCAGGAGGUCCUUGUGACGACGGAACUAGAGCGGGACACCAUGAAGCAAGUGGUACGAGACGCGACGGUCAGCAAUUCCAGCGAGCGACGGCUCGCGCUUGCAGACUUUGCGUCGUAAUUACUGGGCUGGCUGGGCUGACAGGAUAGCACAGUCGUGAGUGCUAGACGGGUCGAAUGUGGAACAAGUGUUUCAGAAGUGCUGCGUGGGCCAGAUGUUCUCUUUCACACGUAGCUCUGAGUGGGUUGUGGGCCGGGAAUGGCAGCGGGCACUUGGCGGCUUCCUUGUUUGUUUGUGGAGUGUCGAAGUGUGACGUAUUGAUCAUGCAUCGUUAUGCGUGGCGGCCGGUUUUGUGGUCGAUUCAUCAAUUCCCGUGACUGAGGGUCAAACCGAG